AUGGAGUUGCGAGGAUGCUGGCUGCUCAUCCUUCAGGUGUUCCCAGGCUGCGCGGGGAUCCCGUUCUGCGACCCGGAGUAUCUCAGCGCGGUGGGCUGCCCUGAAGUGGAGCACGGCAUCGACUGGCAGGUCUUUCUGGAAGGCACCUGUGAGAAGUGUCCUCCCAACGAGCCGUGCCAGUUGGACUUCGAGGACACAGCUUUCCAGCUUGCCCAGGUGGCCACGGCCGGCGGUGCGGAGGGGGCGCCCCACUUCCGCUGUGCUCCGGGGUUGCUCUCGACGAUGAUCAUCAUCGCGCAGUACUUCUUGGUGAAGGAGCCCACACCAGAGGUCGCGAAGAUCCUAGGCACAGGUGCCUCGUUGGCACCUUUCCCCUUCUACACCUCGCAGUACAGCCGCUAUGCCAACAUGGUCCCGAUGAACCUCCUCCUUUGUAAUACACAACAGUCCUCGGCGCCGAGCAUGUACAACAGGUACGUGCCUCGUGUUCACGCCGAGGACUCGGGUUUUUGUGGUUUGGUUUACACCGACGAUCAGCUGGUGAGGAGGUGUCGGUCCUUGCGCCAGAAUGCGAAUGUGCUUGCACGUGUGGGCAGCACUUUGGACUCUUUGGAACGCAUCCAAUGCCCAGCUUUUGAGGAGUUGAAGGUGGAGGAAGGACUGGGGAGAAAGAUCCAGAAAUACCAGGACCGCGCGAAUCAGCUGCAGUGUCAAGACUCACGCGGCAUGUGGCAUGAGGCCAUGAGUGACAUCCACAAGUGUGUGCUGAUUACAGUGGGUCAUUGGCUGCGCUUCAGACCAGGCGAACUGGUUCUGGACUGGGGAUCUGGAUGUGGGCACAAGCUCUCUUGGGCCAAAAUGCUCUUUGAUGUGGAGGGUGUCGGGGUGGAGAUCCAGGAGCCUGCCGUGCGCUGGGCACAGAGCCACAGCGCGGGGAUGUUCUGCCACGGCGACGGGCGAAACCUCAGUUGGCUCCCGGAGCUGACCUUUGAUCACGUGAUCUCCUAUGCCUCCAUCUACCACUUGGAGAAGCACGAUCAAUGCAGCGUGGGCAUUCAGCUGGUGCGGAAAUUGAAGAUUGGGGGUCGAGCCUUCCUGGGCUGGAACCAUGGCCCUGUCAUGAGCAACUGGGAAUGGCUGAGGUGCUUUGAGGACAGCCAUGAAUUUGUGAAAGAACAUGACAUCGCCGCCGAUGGGGUCGAGGUCGACUUUGAUGCAGUGGAAGAUGGCUACCUUUUUCCACCCAAUGCUAAUGUGCUGGAGGAGAAGCGCACCUUCCUCUACCAAUAUCCGGCCUACUCCAUCUUCUUGACACGACAACGUUUGCGAGAAUACGAGGGCAGCUGGUUGGACGUCGAUCUGGUGCUAGGCUGCGACGGCAUCCGCUCCGCCGUGCGCGGGGCCUUGCAGGCGGCCGGCGCCCGGGUGGAACAGACGCGCUUCCAGGAUCGGCGGCCGAUUGUGUAUCGCGUCUUGGCCAUCCCAACAGGGAAGGAAGACAGCACAGAGCUGAACUACAGUGUACGCAAGGACAACGUGCCUUGGCCUGCCUUGCCCAACGUGGAGGGCGAUCUCCUUGGUGUGGUCUUGUUCCGCCCCACGGACGAGCGGAUCGAAGGGCUGAAAUCAGGAGCUGAGGCGAAGAAGGUCUUUGAGGAGCUCUUCCCUGAAUGGCCUACUCCAAUGAUCACCGAUGAAGAGUGGGACAACUUUGCCGCGCGAAAGACGCGGCAGCUGCCGCGGUUCGCCUACGCCGGGCCAGAGCUGAACCUAGGUGGCAAGUGCUGCUUGCUGGGCGAUGCGAUUCACUCGGUGAAGCCUUUCUUCGGUUUGGGUCUCAACAGCGGCUUUGAAGACAUCUCUGUGCUGGACCAGUGCUUGGGCGAGUGCGACGCGGAGCUCUCCAAAGCCUUGCCCCUCUACACGAGGCGUCGAGCGCCGGAGGCGAAGUGCCUGGUACGCUGCCAGCGGCGCUUCGACCAGGCGACUGACUUGGCUUUUGCCUUGGCCUUUGUGUUGCCCAUCGUUUUGGAGCCGAGACUGCUGAAGAGCGGGAAGCGAGAUGACUCGAUCUUCCGGAAGCUCCUCCCCAGCGUGUUUGCUCCGGGCCUGCUGGUGGGAGACUCCGCAGCGCUGUUCCAGGAUGGAGAACUGAGCUUCACGACGGCCGAACGGCGUAAGCGCCGGGAUCGGAUCCUUCAGGCGAUGAUCAUCUGUGGCGUCCUGUCGCUCUUGGGUGCAGGGGCCUUCCUCUCCCUGAGAACCGUGGCCAGACUGCUGUGGCGUUGUCUCAGCCCGCCAGUGCAUGGCUGGCUUCCAUGA
Molecule: messenger RNA, 2322 nt
Organism: Durusdinium trenchii
Lineage: Eukaryota; Dinophyceae; Suessiales; Symbiodiniaceae
Source: the annotation of a GenBank genome assembly